This is a messenger RNA of Racocetra persica, 993 nucleotides long. Lineage: Eukaryota; Fungi; Glomeromycota; Glomeromycetes; Diversisporales; Gigasporaceae. The record is from the annotation of a GenBank genome assembly.
AUGAUCAAACUUUAAAAUUAUUUAUUAAAUCUGUUCAAUCUGAAAAUGCACGUAUUCAGCUUUUUUUAACCGAAUUCCUAGAUUUGUAUAAGAACGAAUAUACAUUAAAAAAUAUAGUUAUUUCGCGAAAAGAAAAAAUGUGGACAUUAGCUUUGGAAAUUCUAAGCUUAUUCGAAAAUCCAAAUCAGACAAUGCACAAAUUAUUACACUUUCCGCCAGAACUAAAUUCUAACAGAUAUAAUCUUUUAUUUAUGGCUUAUGAAAAAGGAAAAUUACGUAUGGAGGCUCUUUUAAAACAAGAAGUUUAUGGCACAGAGCCACGUAAUACAUACGGAAGAAGAGAUCGUGAAGUUAAUAUUUAUACUUAUGAUCAAAUUCAAGAAUUAUUUACUCAAAGAAUUACUAAAUCUAAAGUUAUGUCAUCUAAACUCAACCCAACUCCUAUCUUUGAGCCAAUAAAAAGCCCGGUUGAGAAUAGUAUUCCUGAUUUAUCUUCUUCACAAAGUAAUCAUGACAAUGAGGAAGGUAAUUUGCCAAAUUCACGAAAGAGAAAAUGUAAUUUCACACUAUCUGAUAAAUUUUCUGAAAAAAAGGCCCGGAGGGUUACAAAAGAUAAUGAAAAAAGUAUAUUAGAUGUUUUUGCUAUGAAGUUUUUAAGUUCAACGCCUACGAAUUCUGAUAUAAAUGAAGUUUUGUCUCAUCUUGAUUCAUCAUGGGAUCGUGAAAAUGUGCUACAAUAUCAUGGUGAAAAUUUUAAGAAGCAAUCUAGCAUUAGUAGUAAUUCACAACUGAACGCCUCAAAAAUAAUGAUUCAAGAAAGGUGUGCACAAUCUUCAAGUUUUGAUAUAGAUAAAGGCAGUACAAAUAAAAAAUCAAAUCCUUCAGAUGAUUCAAAUGCUUCUAUUUCUGUAGUUCAACCUUUAAACUAUGAAGAAAGUGAUUCUAAUGCAAUUGAAAAGGAUUCAGAAAAUGAAGCACAAAGGUUGGAUACUA